This is a messenger RNA of Seminavis robusta, 5583 nucleotides long. NCBI's taxonomy places the organism in Eukaryota, Bacillariophyta, Bacillariophyceae, Naviculales, Naviculaceae. The record is from the annotation of a GenBank genome assembly.
AUGGUGAAUAUAACCCACAUGUGUCUGAACCCCAAGUUCACUCUGCAGAUGCAGAUGAUGCUUUCCUUUGGUCUCACUGCUGUAGUGGCCUUGGGAUCCUUUAUCAUGAUUGGACUCUACACAGCCUCGAAUUCCGGAAAGUCUGUCCAGUACCAGGCAAGAGGCGUCGUUACGCAAUUAGUCAAGCACUCACUCAGUAGCACAGCGCAGUAUGUCGCAGAGACCAUGACCAAAAAGUUCAAUACUGUGGGUGGGAGUGGAAGUCUCUUAGCAGAGGUCGCGCGAGGAUCGCUUGGUGGGAUACCCCAACUUCUCCAACUAUGGCCGGGCGUGGAGGAUUUUUAUAUUCGUCAAACGGACGGCGACUUUUGUUCCUAUCCCGACCCAAGCGGUAUACUUUUUACUUACCUCAGCGGACCAGCCUAUGCCGUGACAAGACGCAAUGUCUAUCCUCUAGACGCCACACCACUACCGCUCGACUGGCAGAUUACGGGCAAUGUCAAUGAAUUCAAUGCAUACGAACACUUGCCGGACAGACCCUUGGAAUGGUACUCACCAAACGUCACCCGGGUCGACACCACAAACGCGGCAUACCGAGCACAAGGCAUCUGCAACCCCAAUGAAACCAAUCCCGCCGCACCUACCUAUUUCACGGCAUGUUCAGACGCAAACAAUAACAUGAUGACGGGAGGUGUGCUCAAGCCAACUGCAGUCAACUGGCACCUAUACCAAAAGUCAAAGGACAUUGCCUGGAUUCUAAAGCCUUUGUUCGAACAACACAGAGACGUAAAGUCCAUUGGCGUAUACUUUGCAAACGAUGGAGCUGGCAGCAUUCUGCAAUACCCCGCCACUGUCACAAAUGGAAAUAGAACCUAUGAAUCCAUUGGCUGCGAAUGGAUGUACACGGCCCACCCGAGAUCAAAAGUCUUCAUUGGGGGCAGAAGAGAAAUAGAAAACUGCCAUCCUAGAGGAGAGAUCGUUCCCAUGAGAGAGUACAAUCCACUGGAACGAGGAUGGUGUCGGGAUCAGGUCGAACGAGAUAUGGAUCUAGCGGCGGGACUGUCGUCUGCUUCGGCACACAACCUUAAAGCAAGUGGUCCUUACCUUGAUGCGGGCAGCUCCAUCAAUCUGUGGGUUCUCACAUUUGGUGAAGCUGUAUUUGAUCGACUCAGUCAUCAGUUCAUUGGAUGUACACUGGUCGACUUGUCCGUAUCGGAGCUCUACGACGUGCUUGUAGGCAGCAGUGAUGUGGGCGCCUCAGCGGAGGCGGCUCUGGUCCGCUGGGAUGACCUGGGCACCGUUGUCGUAGCUUCCCAGUGGGAUCCCGAAAUAGAAACGGAAAAUGUACUCAUCACGGAGGAUAGACUCAAUCUGGGGGUAACUCAAGAAGUCUACAACCAGAUGCGACUCAUGGUCGACUACAACAAUCCAUGGGACCCAGCCACAGUACAUGCAAUAUACCACGAGGAAAUAUUCGAAAGCAACGGAAAACUCAUCAUGAUGCACCCUGUCCCCAAUGUACCCUUGGAAUACGAUCCCGUUUAUGUACCAGAAUACAUGGUCGUCAUAUCCAUUGAUCAAGACGAAGCUUUUGGAUUGCUAGAUGAGAUGGACGGCAUCAUCGACGAAGAUGUUCAAGCUACGUGGGAGCGCAUCGGAAUGGUGGGAGGUAUUGGAUUUGGUGUUGUUCUCCUCUGCAUUGUAUACAUUAGUCAUACAUUGACGAAACCCUUGCGUUGGAUGCAAAAGGUCGCUGCUGCAAUUGUGGAAGGAACAGAUACCAAGAGCGGGCUCGCUGCUAUGGACAGUCGUGAAGCUAGAGCCUUUUGUGCACCGAGGACAGAGGUUACCAAGCUGCUUUUGCAGUUUGAAAAGAUGAUUAAGGAAUUCAGUGGAGAUGGCGCGGCCGAGGUUGCAGGCCUCUCCAUCAACGAAGUCAGGAAUACGUUCGAGUGGCGUCGGAUGUACGAGGACGUUUACCCGUGGGAAACAGGAAUACUCAAUGAGAAAGUCCCCGGGACAAACAUUCCAAGACAACUUUCCAUCACAAAAUCGUCAACUCCAGAGGUCUUCGAGGACGAGCUGACUGCGGAUUCCACAACCGGCACGAGCGCCUCUAUUCUUUCCAUCAUUCCAGCUUCGCUUGCGGGGUCGAUACAAACCUUUCUGUACAGUGAACCCGUUCAGAUUGCAUUGACUAGAUCCAGUUCACUGGUGGGAUCUGUCAAAGGAGUAGCAGUGAAAGCGGGGGUCAAAGCUGGACUGCUGAAAGACAAGGAGCCGGAACGGCUUGAUGGCCCGCCAUUUGUAAAUCGUGGAGAAAACAUCAUCCACCCCGAUCGCGAUAUGAACGAUUUCCUUGACGGGUUCUCCGCGGGAGACCACUCGUUCCUGUUUUGGUGGACUACUCUUCUGGUUGGUACCCCUAUUCUCGUUACGGCAAUCUUGAUAUCUGUUUCGGUUGCAAGCGACACAACACAGCUUAUCCCGGAGUGGCUGGGGGAGGUCAAAGAUAGAAGUAUUCUGAUCGAAAGAAACUCCAUCAUCACAGCCUUGAAUGCGCGAAGCUUCUUUGGUGAACAGGUUCUCACUCGGUUUAUACGAGAUCUCCAUGUUUACUCUCGUGUGGCUGGCUGGUUGCUAUUUGGUGCUAUCAAUAGGGCCAAUUCGUUCACAAAGACACUCACCGGGGCGGACGAAUGCAAACUGUAUGAAAAGAACGGGGAUCCGUUGUGCCCGUGGCUCUUGAAUCCCGAAAACACGGCUUGCGAUUGUGAUUGGAAUGAUCCGGGAGGAAAGACCUGUACAAUUUUCAAUACGACCAGCUCCAGACAUCUGCAAUAUCGUUACUAUGAAGGGCAGUCCGAUGACACCGAUGCACUUGGAACGAGAAUGGUUACAUCUUUUCCUCGCGUUGCCAUGCACCCAAGUUCCACGAACUGGUGGAAUGAAACGGAAAAGAUGCCGGGUGCAGAAAAGCAAGAGAACGCAUUUGGUCACGAGACUACCUAUGAUCGAGUACGGGUUACAUCCGCAAUGGCUGUUGUGGACAUCCCACUCUACAAUUACAACCCGGGCAUAGGAGAAACGAAGAAUUUGGGGACGUACAUUGGGUUUGAGCAUGAUGGGAUGAUGACAGCUUACACGGGUUGUCACCCCUCGCAUAUCAACUAUGGUCACUGGAUGGCAAAAAAGGGCACUCCGCGCGAAGAGCUAUGUCCAGAGAAUAAGUAUGGAUACGAUGCUCGUUGUCGGGGUUGGUUCGACACAGGAAAAGAGAAAGGAGGUGUCUACGUCACGCCCCCGUACCCCUUUGCAUCGUCGGAUAUAUUUGCUGGGAGUGCGACCUUUAAAUUGGUGGAUCCAAUUACAGACGAAUUUGUUGGACAGGCGCUCAUGGAUUUCCUCCCGGAUUCGUUUAUGAAAGCCCUGACACCUGAGCACACUCCGAUCGGACACGGUGUAACAGGUUUCCCAAUCAUCAUUACCCCAGAGCCUGAUGGCAAUGGUCAUGACACGCUGGUCGGACCCGGGUAUACUCUCGGAGAAGGAGCGCCAAUCCGUGCCAUCGUGCUGCCUUUCGAUGACGACAAUUCCACAAAUCGGCAAGUCUUUGAAAACGAUGUUGCGAGGAAGAUGAGAAGGGGUGACAAAGGUUAUGCAGUCUUCACGCGCUCGACAGCUAAUGGCGAUGAAGAAGAGGUAUUCCUGGCGUACGGUCCCGUUCGCACCAGGACGCUCUCCCCCAUAAAUGCAUCCCUCUUUUCUGCGGGUUGUACUUCCAGCGUCACAAAGGUUUAUUCCAUUGGAUUUGGCAUAACUAUGAAUGACCUGGUGCUCCCGUUCACAAGAGUUGAAGACAAGGUCAACUCAGACAUCAACCAGGUCACGUACAUCUCGCUAGCCUUGAUUCUUGCGGCUGUACUGAGUGUUCUUUACAUGACAUACACAAUGUGCAUGUACAUUUCGCAGCCUGUCCUUACGCUGAUUGCCAUCGUGAAGAGCAUUCAAAGCAAGACUUUGGCAGAUGAGCUGCCGGAGUUGAGUGGGGGCUCGUGUGAGAUCUAUGACGUCUACGAAUCACUAGGGCAGCUCUGUAAGAUUGUUCGAUUCACCAACGCUGCGUUUUUCAAGGGCGACAGAACUAGAUCCUACAAAGUCUUGGAGGACGCUUUGGAUCUGUUUGUGAAGAUGGGGAACCAGAAAGCUCUUGGCGUUGCCAACAACAACCUUGGCACAAUGGUUCUGCAGGAGCAGAUGGAAAGAUCGUCCACAACGGCUCAAAGCGAUGACGUAUAUUACAACGGAAUGAAAUACUUCAACGAAGCUAUUCGGAUUGGUACAUUCGAGUACCAGAAUGCUGACUUUGACGAUGCACGAGGGGACUUCGUCAAGCAGCUCGCAAAUCGUUACUUCAACCGAGGGAUGUUUUACAUUGUAAAUCGGGACCACCCAAGGGCUCCGCCAGAUUUAGAGCAAACUGGGAUCAAGGACCUCGAGCGCGCCAAGACACUGGACUUGGAAGCUCACAUGUACUGGCUCGAACGAGGGCAGUCGGUGGAGUACGCGUUGGUGGAGUUUGGUUGCAUUUUGAGGCGCGCCCGUGGCAUGCUUACGCUUAUCCAGGACAGUGACUUUCGUGACGUUUGGGGCAUUGACAGGCUGAUUGACCAGGCUUCAGGUAUGAUGUACGACCCCCAGUAUGUCCACUCCAAGCUGUUUGAAACUGUUGGUCUCGUGGCUCGCAAACAACAGAUCAACGAUUUGAAGAUCCAGCUGGCUCUCAUCAAAGACGAUAAGCUUGCAGCUGCCAAGAUUGCAAUCAAAAUGCUGGUGGAAGAUGAGUACAUCAUUGACACAGUCAGCAUGAAUUGUGUGACUACACUGAACAAGUACUACAAUCUUCACGGGGAUCCCAUGCAAAUUCCGAAUCUUGCUCAGGGAGUGAAGCGUGACACUCGACGAGGCGCCGUGGAUUCUAUGCGUGAAGCGAAGAAUGUGAUAUUUUGUCUGGAUUACAGUGGCAGUAUGGCUGGUGCCCGGAUGAAGAGGGCUAACCAGAACUUGCUUUGGGUGUACGAGGAGCAUUGCUUGGACAAGGACCAUGUUGGCUUUGUGCGUUUCAACCAUGCGGUUGACGAGAAGCUGUAUUUUGAUUUGUCUCGGAAAGGUAGCCACCAAGAAGAGCACGAAUCGAUUCUUACGAAAGCAACGGAUGCCGAGGGUGGUACUCGUUUGUAUGCCGCGUUGAACAAGUGUGCCACAAUGUGUCUGAACAGUGGGAACCAGUAUGAUUCUUGGAUAAUAGCGUUGACGGAUGGUGAAUCGGCUUGGGAUUUUCCAGCGAAGCAAGUGAUUGCUCGCAUUGACAAGCACAACAAGAAGGGCGGUCCUCAGAUCAAUGUGAUUAUCAUAGGAUUUGAGGUUCCGUCUCAAGUAGGGGAAUCCGUGGCAACCAUAACAAGUAUUACGGAGAAGUCGUUGUACAUUGAUGCCCGAGGAGGCCUGGACGAGAUGGACAAUGCGUUCGAGACAGUGGUGGCCGUGAUUACCGGAACGGCCGUUACGAUGGAAACAUUUUAG